AUGGCACAAGGCAAUUCAAUCAUGUCAGCAACCAUGUCAAAUUGGUAUUUUUCGACAAUUGAUGUCAACUUGAAUAAACACUCUUUAUGGGGUAUGCCACGAACAUAUGGUAAUGACAGUUGCUCAUGUGGUACAAAUGCUAUGUGCAGUGAGCCGGCUGAUCUUGAUGGUUGGUUAGUACCUGGCUUCAUGGUUGGCUGUUAUCCGCUUGAAUCUCUCCUUCAAUCGACUAUUGAGUGUCUUUACAAUUCGACAUGCAUUGACAAACUUCAACAUAUGUUCUUCGAUCGAAACGCAACCGAUACAGUAUUCGAUCCGCUUGACCCCGCGCUUUCCUUCUCGAAUGAGACUGUUCAAUCUCUUCUCGAACAACUCCUAAUUGAAAGUUGGAAACCGAAUAUCUCCUACGAUCAAUACUACUCAUCAUGUGCUCCCAUCUCAUGCACUUAUUCAAUUCUCGGUCGACCCGACAUUUGGUACAUCGUGUCAACUCUUUUUGUAGUAUAUGGAGCCUUGACGACUACACUCAACAUUAUCAUUUCCAUCAUUACUUAUAUCGGAUACAGAAUCGCUCGAAAUCGACGCGAACGAGUCAUUAACGUGACUGUAGCUACAGUUUUACCUGAACAUUUGAACGGAGUAUGA
Messenger RNA from Adineta steineri, 645 nucleotides. NCBI's taxonomy places the organism in Eukaryota, Metazoa, Rotifera, Eurotatoria, Adinetida, Adinetidae. The record is from the annotation of a GenBank genome assembly.